AUGAAUAGCUGGUCGGUGCCAAAUCAUGCCCAGGAGCAGCCAAAUCAGUAUCCAGGCUGGUCCGUAUCUGCAAGUCCCAGAACUCAGCAGUCGCCGGGCCAUCGAGAGCAUGCUGUGCAGCCGCCUGUGUUGACAACUGCACUGAAUGGUCCACAGUACCAGGGCCUUGGUCUCGCGCAAACCCCAUUGUCGACUACUACGCUUUCAAGCCCAUUUGUUCACGGUCAAUCGCCUUACAUCCCACCGCCAGCAGUCGAGAGACCAGCUCCCCCGCCUUCGAUGGCUUCCAGAAAUGCAUAUAAUGUCCCUUAUAAUCCCCAGGAUUGGGGGCCUCCGGGCAGGUCCCAGGCACAGAGCUAUGCUCCCCCAAAUACUAUGCGUCGAACCCCACAGAGAACUGACCCAGAUGGGCCACUAUCAUCACCUCCUCCGCCAUAUUCGCCGCCUGAACAAAAUCGAACGCCUCGAAAUUUCUCUGGGCAAGGAAAUCCCAGCUUUGUGGAGACGCCUUCCCCGCCCAUUCGUAGAGAAAAUGAUUAUGAUAUGUCUCACCAGUACCAAAGACAACCAAAUCGCCCAAGGCCACUCUCAAUGGUUUAUUCGUCCGAUCCGGCUUCUCAGGGUCAACCAUUACCCCCUCCCCCUCCGCCGCAGGGACAUGCAAACAGAUCUGUCUCUCAAAGUCGGGUAGAGUACCAGGGCAUUCCCUAUGGUGACCCGACAGGAAAUUACAACGCUCCGCCUAGUCAUCGGCCGAGACCACCCCAGGCUCCACCACAGCCUGGAUUCUAUGCACAGCCUGUUAACCCAGAAACCCCAACUCGGCCGCCUGCAUCACGAAGAGCAGCAUCCGCUGGGGCCGUCGUGAGCAGUGUAGGGUCAUCGAGAGCCGCAAGUCAAUCGCGGAAUUUAUCUCCAUCAAACAACAACUGGGGACCUGGCAUGCCACUUCCACCGCCUCCUCCAGGACCUCCCCCAACUGCCAGGUCCGUCAGCGUGAGCGGCUCGUCGGAGUCUUCUAUGAGAACACCACAAGGAUCCAGCACCCAGGGGUCAGCCCGGACCUCGAGAAGAGCGCCUCCCGUCCUUGGAACAGGAUUGGGAAGUAUCCCGCCUACACCUGCUGAUUGGGUAGAUGAGGCUUUUCUCAACAACAGGCCAACAGAAGAGCUAUAUGUUGACACGACAACAGCUGCUGCACACACGGAAAGUGCAGAUCACCAUGACCCAUCUAAUCAGAGAACUCCCGGUAGUGGUGGACUGUUCCGUAGUUCAGCGGUACGCGAUCCAAGUGCCAAGGGAAUUCGCGAAAGAAGGAUCGAACGUCGCAAUCGACAAAGCCAGGUCUUUGAGCCUCCCAGUGCAGUAUCUACAAAUGGAAACCCGUGGGCGGACGCUCUGGAGCAGAUCAAGCCGUCGAACCUCAUUCUCCCGGAUCAAACCAGCAGCCCAAACCAAACCCGGCAUCCAUCGUCGGCAAAGUAUACUCCUACUCCCCGCAGCACAAGGAGCAUUGCAUCGGAGGGUCCAUGUCGAUCUCGGGCAUCUUCUGGAGGUCUGUUCUCCGACCAAUCACCCUACGGAACUCCCAAACAACAGCCAAGCUCUGCUGGCCCUUCUACUGCAUUUGCACAUACACCCCCCUUUUCCCCAGGUGGCAUGGGCUCUGCGGGAUAUCCGAAAGAAGCAAGUCAAGCAGUACCACCAAAGGCAUUGCCAACUCCGCCUCUUAAUUCUGCAAAAGAUGCCCAGCCGCGCCCCCGUGCUCCUUCACAAGGAGCUGAGAGCCGCCCGGUAUCUCACAUUCUCCAUAUCCCCAAUGAUUCUGUAUCAAUGAUGAAACCUUUGUCACCCCGUCGGACGCCCAGUCAAUCACCCCAGAUGCCCGCAUCAAUGGAGUCGAUGCUCAGACAAGACUCUUCCUUCCUCCAGGAUGCUGUCCAGAGACAUAAGGCGUUCGUGGAGAAGGAAGCUUCCGCCAUGGACGAGGACGAAGCUCUCAAGGCCUUCGCGGACUACAUUCUUGCCGAAGCCCAGAUUCGCCGCCAGCGGUAUUCAAAUGCGUGGGAUAAAUUCCCGGUUGAGGAAGUACGCAGCAGUCUCUUCGAGUUGCCAGCAAAAAAGGCAGGUCCGACUCUGCCGAAGCUGGAUAUCCCGCGGAAUCAAAAUCGACCAAAUCGACCAGAAACUGCGUGGUGGAAUAACUACCAGCCUUGUUUGUCGCCAAUUGCUAGCCUCAACAUGAGCAAUGAUGAGAUGAGCUCUCGGGGCCGUGCACCGAGUCGCUGGUGGGAGUCCAAGACCGGCUCGAGUGGCGAGGGAGAAGACAGGAAGGUCCAGCGAUCGAAGCGGGAAUCAAAGUACAUGGGACUACAACCAUUGCAGUGGGACCAGGAGCUGACACCUCAACAAAAUGUCGCCAUGAACUACGGACCUCACGAGUAUCCACCGGAGAAAGUCGGCUGGCACGACGACUCUCCGUCGAACCCGACUGGCGCUGGGUAUCGCUACCCUGGAAUUCGAAGCUUGGAUAUUUCACGAUUGAUUACUCUGCCUCCGCCUUACCCCCGGCACCACCCUGCUGUGAACAACAGUCACCCUGAACUGGUCAUGCACCGGACCACUGUGCGGUCCAUUACUGACCUCACCGAGAUCAAAACCACCAGACAUCGAUACAAGGCCGACAUGGAACAAAUGCUGCAAGAACACCAGCAGCAGGUUGCUGAGGGCCACCGCAACUUCAAGGCCAAUAUCCAAAGCCAGAUCCAGGAAGGGAGCCUCAGCUUUGCGGAGGCAGCAGAGGCAGAGGCAGCAAUGAUCGUCGAGGAGAACGAGCGGGAGAGGGCUAUGGUAAAGCGCCAGCUUGACACGUACCAAGAGACCGUGCUCAAGCCCAUGAACGCAAUACUCAUUGACAGGAUCGGCAAAGCAACAAGCUGUAUCGAUGAACUAAGUCAUCUUCUUUCCGAUGACGCCCAACGUGGCACACCAGACGAAACCCAAGAAGAAGGCGACGAGAAACCCGAGUUAUUGGAGAAGCUCACCCAACUCAAAUGGCUUUUUGAAGCCCGGGAACAGCUCCACCGAGAAUCCUUCGAUCUGAUCAGUGACCGUGACGAAAAAUACAAAAUUGUUGCAUUGCUUCCCUAUAAGCAAGGCAAAGUAGAAGACAAAUUGCGUGAAACGCAAGCUUUCUUCUCCCAAGAUGCCCUCGAACGUCGCGUGCAGUUUGAAAACGACGCUCUGACCCGCCUGGAAUCGUUCUUGGACGUCAUUGAACAGAACGUCGUGCGAGGAGUUGAGGUCCAGCUAUCUGCAUUCUGGGACAUCGCGCCCUCUCUACUAGCCCUCGUGCAACAGGUGCCGGAGAAUCUACAAGGGUUCCAGGUGAAGAUUCCUGCGGACGAGUAUGAGGAAAACCCCAGCUACCACGCGCAUCCUCUGCAAUAUCUUUAUACACUGCUUUCACACGCGGAGAAAUCCAGCUACCAGUUCAUCGAGUCUCAGACCAAUCUGCUUUGUCUUCUGCAUGAGGUGCGGUCCGCUGUCAUGCGAGCGAAUCGGAUCCUCGUGGAGGCGGAACGCAUCAAAUGUGGAGAAGCAGAGGAAGAUGUGCGUAGGGAUAUGUUACAGACCCGUGCGGAUGAAGAGUUGUCUCUUACUACUGAUCUCAAGGACAAGGUGGCUACUGUUGAGGGGCAGUGGACUGAGGCUUUGGGGAGUCAAAUUGAAGGGUUGCGGGAGCGGGUGAAGGAGCAGCUUGUGGAAGAAGAUGGAUGGGAAGACCUGGAGCAGUUGGAGGAGUAA
Molecule: messenger RNA, 3807 nt
Organism: Penicillium brevicompactum
Lineage: Eukaryota; Fungi; Ascomycota; Eurotiomycetes; Eurotiales; Aspergillaceae
Exons: 3
Coding region: 1-3807 (1268 amino acids)
Source: RefSeq, a predicted model, not a curated record